AUGGAAGAACAAUUCUGGAAGCAGAAAGCUGGCAUUAAAUGGCUAGUGGAGGGUGAGAGAAACACAAAGUUUUUCCACAUGAGAGUUAAAAAGAAGCGAAUCAAGAGUCAUAUAUUCAGAAUACAAAAUCCAUAUGGGAGCUGGAUAGAAGAUCCAGAUUUAGUGAAGUCAUCUGCAGUGGAUUUCUUUUCUUCUCUCAUGAAGAAGGAAUCAUGCGCAAUGACCAGGUUUAAUGAUUCUUUAAUUCCUUCCAUUCUAUCUAAAAAUGAUAAUGUUUGGUUAUGUGCAGCACCUACCAUGGAGGAACUUAAAGUCGUAGUGUUCAAUAUAGAUAAAGAUAGUGUGGCUGGCCCUGAUGGAUUUUUGUCUUAUUUUUAUCAACAUUGUUGGGAAAUAGUUGCAAGUGACCUCUUGGAUGCAGUGGUGGAUUUUUUUCAUGGAGCUGCCCUCCCAAGAGGAAUAACAUCCACGACAGUUGUGCUGCUGCCCAAGAAUGAGAAAGCUUCUAAAUGGAGCGACUAUAGGCCGAUAAAAAGGGGUUUAAGGCAGGGUGAUCCUAUUUCUCCUCUAUUAUUCAUCCUGGCUGCGAAAUACUUGUCUAGGGGGCUAAAUGCUUUGUUUGCUAAAUAUCCAUCCCUCCAUUAUUAUUCAAAUUGCUCAAUGUCAGAGCGUAUUUCUGGAUGGGAUAAUAAAAUUCUAUCUCCUGGCGGUCGCAUAACACUACUUCGCAAUGUACUUUCUUCCAUGCCUAUCUAUCUGCUCCAGACCUGUAACAACAUUUGGUCGCAAUACAUGAGGGCGAAAUAUUGUGCUAGUCAAAUUCCAAGGUAUGUUCAAUCGAAGCUUCAUGACUCACAAACUUGGAAACGGAUGUUAGCUAGCUGUCCGGUUUGUUAUUUUUACGAUAAUGGUGCAUGGAAUGUGGACAAGUUGAAUAAUGUAUUACCGGAGGAGGUGGUGAUGGAAAUUAUUAAGAUUUCGAUUGACACAUCUAGCACAGAUUUAGCAUACUGGGUCCCCACUUCGGAUGGUCAAUUUACCAUUAAAUCCUCUUGGGAGACAGUACGACAACGACAGGCGGAUUGGAUUCCGGUUGAUUUGCGAUUGAAAUCCAAGGGCUUCCAUUUAGCUUCCAAAUGCCAACAUUGCAACUCAGAGGAGUCUCUUUUACAUGUCAUGUGGGAAUGCCUAAUAGCUACACAGGUCUAG
This is a messenger RNA of Theobroma cacao (cacao), 1209 nucleotides long. NCBI's taxonomy places the organism in Eukaryota, Viridiplantae, Streptophyta, Magnoliopsida, Malvales, Malvaceae. The record is from RefSeq and is a predicted model, not a curated record.